UGUCAAUGUUCCGCAGAAUACGGUGGUGACUACACAAUGAGCUUCGAGAAUAAAAUUGCGAUAGUGACGGGCGCCAGCUCCGGUAUAGGAGCGGCCACUGCAGUAGCUUUCAGUCUUCAAGGCGCAAAGGUGGUGAUGGUCGGUCGUAAUGAGGCCAAGCUGACCAAAGUAGCGGCUAAAUGCUCCAAACCGCUGGUAAUACUCGCAGACGUGACCAAAGAUGCUGACGUUAAACGCAUUGUAGACGAAACAAUCAAGAAGUUUGGUCAAAUCGACAUUCUUGUGAACAACGCUGGACUGUUACGCAAUGGUGGACUUAUUGAGAACGACAUAAUGCCGGCCUAUGAUGCCAUCAUGAACGUAAACGUCCGAGGAGUCGUCAAUCUAACGAGCCUCGCUUCGCAACACCUCGCUAAAACUAAAGGAAAUGUCGUCAACAUAUCGAGUGCCGCUGCAUUCCUCACUCCAAUGGUUCCAGGAUCUUUAAGUUACUACAUUUCUAAAGCUGCUAUCAAUCAUUUUGGAGCAUGUGCUGCGGCUGAAUUAGCUCCUCACGGUAUUCGAGUUAACACAGUCAGCUCUGGGCCAGUGAAGACGGAUUUAUUUGAAAAUAGCGGCAUAGAUGUCAAGUAUGAAGAUUUUGAAAAAGUGGUCGCCUUGGGAAGAGUUUCGGAGCCGGAAUAAAUUGCUGACGUGGUUCUCUUCCUGGCGAGUGACAAGGCUAAAGGUAUAACCGGAUCCAACUUCUUGGCUGACAAUGGUAUGGUUAUUAAACGCUAAAUCAUAAACUCUUUAGAGUGCUGACUUAAAAGUCAAAUUUGAACCCUGACUAACAGCUUUUUCAUGCAAUAGGCAUCUACAAUAUAAUGCACUAUUAUGUUGUUAUGGAGGUUAAGAAAUAAAUAGUUCUGCUACACUGAAUUGGUUUUA
This is a messenger RNA of Bicyclus anynana (squinting bush brown), 930 nucleotides long. RefSeq lists its product as uncharacterized. The coding region runs from base 37 to 684 and encodes 215 amino acids. The record is from RefSeq and is a predicted model, not a curated record. The transcript has a single exon. Lineage: Eukaryota; Metazoa; Arthropoda; Insecta; Lepidoptera; Nymphalidae.